Molecule: messenger RNA, 615 nt
Organism: Condylostylus longicornis
Lineage: Eukaryota; Metazoa; Arthropoda; Insecta; Diptera; Dolichopodidae
Product: RNA-binding protein NOB1-like
Exons: 4
Coding region: 1-615 (204 amino acids)
Biological process (GO): maturation of SSU-rRNA
Cellular component (GO): preribosome, small subunit precursor
Molecular function (GO): RNA endonuclease activity
Source: RefSeq, a predicted model, not a curated record
AUGAAGCAACGUCAUGGAGUAGUUCCAUGUGACGAUGAAGAUUCUACAGAACGUCCAUUGCGUGUUGCUUGCUUAUCGACGGAUUAUUCUGUUCAAAAUGUUUUGAUUCAAAUGGGAUUGUCGGUUUUAUCCAUCGAUGGAUUAAGAAUUAGAAGUGCAAAGAAAUGGGCUUUGAUCUGCAGGGCCUGCAGUCGAGUGAUUCGUGAUACAACCAAGCUGUUCUGUAGUCAUUGUGGAAAUUCUGGUCUUCGGCGGGUCGCCUUGACAGUCAGAGAUGAUGGUACAGAAAUAGUCGAAGAGCCACUCAACCGACGAAUCAACUUGAGAGGUCGUGUAUAUCCAAUUCCCAAACCAAAAGGAGGAAGAAAAGGGGAUUUGAUCCUUUGUGAGGAUCAGAUGCUUAUUGGUGGUAGAGAUAGAUUAUUGAGGCAGCAACAAAAGGCAUGGGACAAAGAACUCGCCGCAAGAGACCCAUUUAAUCCAGACAACCUCUAUGAACAAAAGGGCUGGCAACACCGUACUCUCGAAGGCGUUCGAAAGGGUCCGAGAAUUGGUUUGGGGCCAGGGAAUCCGAAUUCGAAACGUUGGCACUUGAAGCACAAUGGACGUAAAUGA